Molecule: messenger RNA, 6317 nt
Organism: Eublepharis macularius
Lineage: Eukaryota; Metazoa; Chordata; Lepidosauria; Squamata; Eublepharidae
Product: zinc finger protein 420-like
Exons: 10
Coding region: 460-4476 (1338 amino acids)
Biological process (GO): regulation of DNA-templated transcription
Source: RefSeq, a predicted model, not a curated record
GCGGGUGGGUGGGGAGAGGCUCUCCGGGCCUCCGGACUCCUCCCGUUACUCUCAGACCGAAUCCCCUCAAGGGCAGAGUGGAGCCCCCUUCCCCCCUCUCUUGCAACAAGGACGACUCCCGCCGCGCCUUUGACCAAGCAAGCAGCAGCCGAGCCGCCACCCGGGCAACCCAGUCCACGGAUCGCAGAGCCGGGCAAGGCUAGGGGUGGGGUAGGGGGUGUUUCCAGCCGACCAUGAGGUUAAAGCGAGAGAUUCCCGACUCCUAGACGUGUGUGUGUGUGUGUGUGAGGGGGGCUGGCGAGGUCCCUUCCGCCGUGCCCCCUCCCUCCAUAGAAAUGUGACCUUUGUCAUUCCCAAGGGAGUCUCUGCUCCGUCCCAGGCGUGUUUGGUAGCCAAAGAAAGCCCCCCUCUGCUGUUUCUCCGCUGUCUUCUCUGUGUGGUGAAGGGAAAAGACCAGCCAUGAAGUCAGUUCAAGGUCGGGUGUCCUUCGAAGAGGUGGCUGUGCAUUUCUCCAAGGGGGAGUGGAGCCUGCUGAGCCCAGCCCAGAGAUCCCUGUACAAGGAAGUCAUGCUGGAGAAUUUUGGGAACGUGGCCUCUCUGGGACCAGAGAUUGCCAAACCUGACCUCAUUUCUAGGCUGGAAGGAGAAGAAGAGCCGUUUCUCCUGAUCUCUGAUGACGAGGAGGGGUUGGCAGGAGGCCUGUGGAGGUCACCGAAUGAAACAUCUGAGCAUCCAGUGAUGGAUAAAGGGGACACCUAUUCAGAUCUGAAAGGGGCUAAAUAUUCUGAUACCCUGAGGAAGGAGGAGAGAAAGCAUCCAUCUAAAGGAAGGAGUGAUUCUGGUCUUCUGCAAGGUGAAAAUGCUCAUGAAAUCCCACUACUUGAAAAAAUGGACAUAGAAAGCAAUAGAAAUGAGGACACAGGAAAUGGGGGGAAAUUCUCUGAAAAAUCAAAUGUUAGCAUACAUUGGAAAAUGCAAAACACAAAGAAAAAAUAUAAAUGCCUGGUGUGUGGAAAAAGCUUCAGUCAGAGUGGAAGCUUUAAUUCCCACCAAAGAAUGCACACAGGGGAAAAACCUUAUAAAUGCCAGGACUGCGGAAAAAGCUUCAGUCAGAGUGGAGGCCUUAAUUCCCAUCGAAGAAUACAUACAGGAGAAAAACCUUAUAAAUGCCUGGAGUGUGGAAAAAGCUUCAGUCAGAGUGGAAGCCUUAAAUCCCAUCAAAGAAUGCACACAGGGGAAAAACCUUAUAAAUGCCAGGACUGCGGGAAAAGCUUCAGUCAUAGUGGGGGGCUUAAUUCCCAUCGAAGAAUACACACAGGGGAAACACCUUAUAAAUGCCAGAAGUGCGGGAAAAGCUUCAGUCAUAGUGGGGGGCUUAAUUCCCAUCGAAGAAUACACACAGGGGAAAAACCUUACAAAUGCUUGGAGUGUGGAAAAAGUUUCAAUAGCAAUGGAAAUCUUUAUUCCCAUCAAAGAAUUCACACAGGAGAAAAACCUUAUAAAUGCCUGGAGUGUGGGAAAAGCUUCAGAAAGAGUGGACACCUUAAUUCCCACCAAAGCAUUCACACAGGUGAAAAACCUUACAAAUGCAAGGACUGUGGAAAAAGCUUCAGUUGCAGUGGAGACCGUAAUUCCCAUCAAAAAAUCCACACAAGGGAAAAGCCUUAUGAAUGCCUGGAGUGUGGACAAAGUUUCAGUCAUAGUAGAAAUCUUUAUUCCCAUCAAAGAAUGCACACAGGAGAAAAACCUUAUAAAUGCCAGGACUGCGGGAAAAGCUUCAGUCAGAGAGUACACUUUAAUUCCCAUCAAAGAAUACACACAGGGGAAAAAUCUUAUAAAUGCCUGGAGUGUGGAAAAAGUUUCAGAAGGAGUGAACACCUUAUAUCACAUCAAAGAAUGCACACAGGGGAAAAACCUUAUAAAUGCCAUGACUGCGGGAAAAGCUUUAGUCACAGUGGUGGCCUUAAUUCCCAUCAAAGAAUGCACACCGGGGAAAAACCUUAUAAAUGCCUGGAGUGUGGAAAAACCUUCAGUAUGAGUGGAAAUCUUCAUACCCAUCAAAGAAUUCACACAGGGGAAAAACCUUAUAAAUGCCAGGACUGCGGAAAAAGCUUCAGUCAGAGUGGAAGCCUCAAUUACCAUCGAAGAAUGCACACAGGAGAAAAACCUUAUAAAUGCCUGGAUUGUGGGAAAAGCUUCAGUCGCAGAGACAGCCUUAAUUCCCAUCGAAGAAUGCACGCAGGAGAAAAACCUUAUAAAUGCCAGGACUGUGGAAAAACCUUCAGACACAGUGGAGGCCUUAAUUCCCAUCAAAGAAUACACACAGGGGAAAAACCUUAUAAAUGCCGGGACUGUGGAAAAACCUUCAGACACAGUGGAGGCCUUAAUUCCCAUAAAAGAUUACACACAGGAGAGAAGGGGGAGGAAAGCCCAAAGGUCACAACCGGACUCACCAAGUCCGGGAGGGGCCCCCGAAGGCAACCCCUGGCCGCCGCCUUUCUCUCCGGGCUCCCCCGUGACGCUCAGGCCGAGACCCUCCCCGGAGCAGAAGGGAGCCCCCCUUUCCCCUCCCCUUGCAACGAGGCACCCCACGCCGGCGGCGCCUUUGCCCAGGAGAAGCCGGAGGGGCGCGCAGCAGCCGGGCCGCCCUCUGCCCCCCUCGCCAGUUCCCCGGGCAAGGCUGGUGCCGGUCGACCACCAAAGAAAGACCCCCCCCCCUUGGCUGCUUCUCCGCUGUCUCCUCCGUGUGGUGAAGGGAAAAGACCAGCCAUGCAGCCAGCGCAGGGCCGGGUGUCCUUCGAAGAGGUGGCUGUGCAUUUCUUCAAGGGGGAGUGGAGCCUGCUGAGCCCAGCGCAGAGAGCCCUGUACAAGGAAGUCAUGCUGGAGAAUUUUGGGACUGUGGCCUCUCUGGAACCUGAGGUGGCCAAACCUGACCUCAUUUCCAGGCUGGAAGGAGAAGAAGAGCCCUUUCUCCUGCUCUCUGAUGAUGAGGAGGGGUUGGCAGGAGGCAUGUGGAGGUCAGCGAAUGAAACAUCUGAGCAUCCAGUGCUGGAUAAAGGGGAUACAUAUUCAGAUACAAAAGGGAAGGUUGAAAAUUCUGAUACCCUGCUGAAGGAGGGGAGAAAAUGUCCAUCUAAAGGAAAGAGUAAUUCUGGUCUUCUGCAAGGAGAAAAUGCUCAUGAAAUUCCACUACAUGAAAAAAUGUACAUGGAAGGCAAUAGAAAUGAGGGCACAAGAAGUGGGGAAAAUUUUUCUGAAAAAUCAAACAUUAGCAUGCAUUGGAAAACCCAUAACGCAAAGAAAAAAUAUAAAUGCAUGGAGUGUGGGAAAAGCUUCAAUCAGAGCGGAAGCCUUAAUUCCCAUCAAAGAAUGCACACAGGUGAAAAACCUUAUAAAUGUCUGGAGUGUGGGAAAAGUUUCCAAAAGAGUGGACAUCUUAAUUGCCAUCAAAGAAUGCACACAGUGGAGAAACCUUAUAAAUGCCAGGACUGCGGAAAAAGCUUCAAUCAGAGUGGACAUCUUGAUUCCCAUCAAAGAAUGCAUACAGGGGAAAAACCUUAUAAAUGCCUGGAGUGCGGAAAAAGCUUCAGUCACAGUAAUAGUCUUAAUUCCCAUCGAAGAAUGCAUACAGGGGAAAAACCUUAUAAAUGCCUGGACUGUGGGAAAAGCUUUAGUUGCAGUGGAAAUCUUCAUUCCCAUCGAAGAAUGCAUACAGGGGAAAAACCUUAUGAAUGCCUGGAGUGUGCAAAAAGUUUCAAAACGAGAGGACAUCUUAAUCGGCAUCAAAGAAUUCACACAGGGGAAAAACCUUAUAAAUGCCAGGACUGCGGAAAAAACUUCCGUCACAGUAAUAGUCUUAAUUCCCAUCGAAGAAUACACACAGGGGAAAAACCUUAUGAAUGCCAGGACUGCGGGAAAAGCUUCAGGUGCAAUAAAAGUCUUAAUUUCCAUCGAAUAAUGCACACAGGGGAAAAACCUUAUAAAUGCCAGGACUGCGGGAAAAGCUUCAGAAGCAGUGGAGACAUUAAUUGCCAUCGAAGAAUACACACAGGGGAAAAACCUUAUAAAUGCCUGGAGUGUGGAAAAGGCUUCAGUCAGAGUGGACAUCUUGAUUCCCAUCGAAGAAUACACACAGGGGAAAAACCUUAUACGUGCCUGGAGUGUGGAAAAAGCUUCAGUCACAGUCAUGUCCUUAAUUCUCAUCAAAGAACGCACACAGGGGAAAAACCUUAUAAAUGCCAGGAAUGCGGGAAAUGCUUUAGUUGCAAUGGAAAUCUUCAUUCCCAUCGAAGAAUGCACACAGGAGAAAAACCUUACAAAUGUCAGGACUGCGGGAAAAGCUUCAGUCGCAGUGGAAGGCUUCAUUCCCAUCAAAGAAUACACACGGGAGAAAAACCUUAUAAAUGCCAGGACUGCGGGAAAAGCUUCAGUCGCAGUGAAAUCCUUCAUUCCCAUCGAAGAAUGCACACAAGUUAAAAACCUUAUAAAUUAUAGGAAUGCAGAAAAAGCUUCAGUCACAGUGGAGUCCUGUGGCACCUGCAGUUGACCUUGUUCAGAUGAGUGAAGCUGCUGUGAGGGGACAUAAGGAGAGAGGUGAUCUCGUAGGUAUGCUGGGCCAAGGCUAUGAAGAGCUUUGUAUGGAAUAACCAAGACCUUGACUUGAGCACGACAGUAACUGAUAGGUGGCCAAUGGAGUGACUGUAGGAUGGGAGUGAUGCUCAUGCUCCUGCUCGCUCCUACUAACAGUCUAGCUGCAGCAUUUUGCACCAAUUGGAGCCUCCUAGUUAACUUAGCUGGAAGACCAAUGAAUAGUGCAUUACAAUAGACAAGGUAUGGAUCCAGGUGGCCAUGUCAGCCGUGUCGAGGUAAGAAGCCAUCCUCCAGGCUAGAGUGAGGUUAUAGUAAGCCUUUUUCUGCAGCUGCCUUAAUUUGUUUUUCUAGUAGUAGCGCUGGAUCCAGUGUAACCCCUAGGCUCUUAACCGAGUGUGCCAUGGUCAGACGAACUGCAUCGAAAGCGGGGAGUACCAUGUCUUUCAAGGUCUCUGCUUUCCCAACAAGCAUCACUUCAGUCUUGUCUGGGUCCUGUUUCAAUUUGUUAUUUUUCAGCCAUUUCACUGUAGCAGGGUAUAUAUACAUACACACACACAUAUCUGUACAUACAGAGAGAACCAGUUUGGUGUAGUGGUUAAGAGCACGGGAUUCUAAUCUGGAGAGCCGGGUUUGAUUCCCCACUCCUCCACGAAGCCAGCUGGGUGACCUUGGGCGAGUCACAGCUCUCUGGAGGUCUCUCAGCCCCACCCACCUCACAGGGUGAUUGUUGUGGGGUAAUAAUAACACUUUGUAAACCGCUCUGAGUGGGCAUUAAGUUGUCCUGAAUGGCGGUAUAUAAAUCGAAUGUUAUUAUUAUUAUUACAUACAUACAAAUAUAUUUAUAUACACACACACACAUAUAUAUGUCUACAUCAUAGUCACCUAAUAAUAGUGGGGGAUUUCUUGGAUUUAUUGCUGACGUAUAAUAUUCCAAUGGGCAUACUGGCUAACUUCACUUAGCAUACUUUCAUAUUAUUCAUGCUUGCAUGUUAAUCAAAUAUCUUGACUGUUACAAUAAGCACAUAUUUACACAUGUAGAAUCACAGUAUAUAGGUAUCUGAUUCUGGUUUUAUGCCUACUUGUCCAUGAACAUAUCUUACUCUCUCCUUUUCAUGCAAGGGGGGGGGGGGUUAGGGAUAGAGACCUCCCCCCCCCCCCCCGGAUAGAGACCCUACCUAAAAUGUCUUUGGAAUUUGUGAUUUGGCCCCAAGGGGUGAACGCAGUCUCCCUGUUUGGAUUCUGGCUGUUGGCAAGUUGUAAGGACAUUUGCUAUGGCGCCAGCAAUCGAUUGGGGAGGGAGCUGUCAAAGCAAACCAUUCUCAAUUUUGCCAUGGGAGAAACUCCCUCUACGGUACACAAAGAGGCUUAUGGCUGGCAAGCAACUUUGGUUGUUUUGAGAAUUUCAUCCCCUUGUCCUUGCAGUGUUGAUAUUCCCAAAAAGAACUGAUAUUAAAGGUGCCAGUAGACUGGAAUAUUUUUGGAUACAAUAAAUAAUUAUCAAUGUGUGAAUGGACGGCCCAAACUUAAUGGGCCAAUGGAAUUCUGCCAGCCCAUUGAUGUGUUUAAACCUUUGAUCCAAUAAUGCCUCUUUAUGUUAAUUUUUGUUAAUGAAUCUGGGGAGGUAUAAAACUUUAUGUAACUGCUUUAGGGUUGAAGAAGGGCUACAGCGUCUAUGGGAUAAUUUUGGUCCUGAUCCGAGCAAUAAAUGGAAUGUUGUUUUUAUUCUU